Molecule: messenger RNA, 1888 nt
Organism: Wyeomyia smithii (pitcher-plant mosquito)
Lineage: Eukaryota; Metazoa; Arthropoda; Insecta; Diptera; Culicidae
Exons: 3
Coding region: 255-1781 (508 amino acids)
Molecular function (GO): protein binding
Source: RefSeq, a predicted model, not a curated record
UGCAUGCGCGGGCCAGUCAGGCGCUAUAUUCGUCUGUCAAAAAAAAAUCGAAAUCAGAUGUUGGCCUUUGGUGUCUGUGUUUUGUUGACAAACAAUGCAGUUGUGAUCAUCAAAAUUUCGUAUCACAAUCCAAGCUGAGAGUGUUUACGGGCUGUGCAUUGUAUUUUUUGCCACUAUUUCGUAUCCACUUGGCACAGUCGUAUUCAAACAUUAUAAUUGUCACUACGUACCAGCCUGUAAUUAAUUAUUCAGAAAUGGACAUCAGCUGCUUUCCAAAUGAGGUGCUGUGCCGAAUUUUUGAUUUCCUUCCGUGGAGUGACAGAAAGAAUAUGUUGUUAGUUUGCUCCCGAUGGAAUGAGAUUUGUAACUCGGACCGCUAUCUGCGACAAACCAAAUUGGUUCUGUACAAUUAUUCAAAGGUUCAAUUUUUUUCUGGCGUUGAAGCUUCACUACUUAACACACAGCGAAACAUUGAGUUCCAUUCCAGCGCAAUGUUGGACACGGAAGAACUUCUAUCGGUCAUAGCGGAAGCAUUCCCCACGGGAGAAUCAGCUGUAGAAUCUGUAGAUUUAUUCCUCAGAUCAAACCACGAGCAGCUUUUUAGCUUGGUUAUUCAGAAUCUACCCGUGUUAAAACAGCUUAAACAUUUGAACAUUUUAGCGAACGAAGGCUUUAAAACAUUCCACAAGGGGUUGGAGAUACGAAGUGACACAUUAGAGACCCUUAAGUUAUCAUUCUACCGAAAUACUACGUGCUGUGUGUUGACACCUAAACUAAGGUGCUUGAACUUAGUAAUACGACAUCUCAGUGACAUCACAGUACUGAAUUCUGUCUCGUCGCAACUUUUCGAGCUCACCGUGAAUUUCCAGUCUAAAGAUUUAGUGACCAAGUUGUUUCUGUGUAACUUUACGAACCUGACUAAACUUCAUCUUUCUAUCGAAAAUGAUAAAUAUCUUCCGUAUACUGUCGCACCGUCCGUUCUUAGCUGGCACGAAAUUCAAAUCUUUCUCAACUCUAUUAAAGGCUUGAAAUCGUUGGAGAUAGUGGACAAAUGUAACAUGCUACGGCAUAAUUACCUCAACGUAUUUCUAUGUGCAGAAGCUCUCACACAUCUAACAAUCAACUAUACUACCUUAGAUGCGGUGAUAGUAGAGUUUAUAUCCAAUUUCAAAAACCUGCGUAUACUGAAUUUACAAGGAUGCUCAACGGCAGGAGACCCCGUGUCAAUAGAUCUACCAAAACUUCAAAAGCUUUUGAUGCCAUACAAACACUACUCGAUUCUACCAUGCACAAAUUUGUAUCAUCUUACAACGUUAUAUUACAGCAGCUCACAGAAAAAUCAUUCUCAGUAUAUACACCAAAUUACGAACACUUUUAUCAACCUGAAAACUUUGAUUUUCUCCAAUUUCGACUACGACCUGUCCUAUGAUUCGUUCCAGUUCCUGGACAGAUUGAAGCGGCUGAAGUCACUCACGAUUCGUGAUAUGUCAGUAUCAAACCAGCUGUUCGCAAAUUGUCCAACGCUCGUAGCACUUCGGAAGCUCACCAUCAAAACUGUCGUUACGGAAAUCUCACUGAUCGAGUGCUUGUCGGAUAAACUACCUCACCUUCACCAGCUUAACAUCGAUAACUGUUUUUUCUACUUUUCAUCCGGUGACCAAUCAAGAAAGCAAUUUUCAUUCGACAUUUUGAGAAAGCAGAUGCCGCACUGUCGAAUUUCUACGAUUGCGUCCAAGGUGUUUACAAAUACGAUGGAACCGAAGGUGAUACCGAAUGACUAACGUACAACCAAUGGGGAUAUUCGGUAUUUAGGGUGUAAAUGUUAAAGAUAACGAGAUUUUAGUUGUUUAUAGCAAAUGUUGACCAAAUAUAAUAUGUUGAAAUUGUA